GCAGGAAGCCCACAAUCGUCCACAUCUGCUGCCACUCCACAGGUGAUGUCUUUAGCGCAGGCACUGCGCAUGCCCCUUAAGGGCCAGAGCGAGACGGCUGGGCCACAAGCCCAGGAGCGGCCGGUGGCCUCGCCGCAGCACCGCAACCGAACGGUGCGCAACCUCGGCCUGCCCUCGAAGUCGCUGGAGCCGCAGAAGGUGAUGCUUCCUGGUGCGGUGGGCAGCCCACCAGGACUUGGCGCCACAGCUGCAGCCGCGUUGGCCGCCAUGCGUGCCCAACUGGGGUCCCCCCCGGGCCUGGAGGUCGAGGCCGCGGAGGGCGAAGAGGCCGAUGACCUCGAAGAGGAGGAAGAGUCUGCAGGAAUGGACGCCACGCCCGUGAUCAACGCAGAUGCAUCCCCUGAGAGCCGCCUUGCACUGUCUCCCACGGUCGCUGGCUGUGAGUCGGAUGCGGAGGGCGACUCCCAAAAGCUGGGCGAACGGAACACCGUCGACUUCUCCAACAGCUUCGAGUUGCACAGGAGCUUGGAGCAGCUGAUCCGCUUGCGAGCCGAGGGCGUCCGGGGCUUCAAAGCGAUUCAAGUCGACUCCGCUGCCUUGUGCUUUUGGCUUCUCCGGGCCGAAGCCGCAGAGGCCGAGACCUCAAGGCUCCUGCUUCCCGUAGAUCGAGCAGGGGUCGAGCUGCGGCUUCCACCGCGCAGGCUCAAAGAAUUGGACAUGGCUGUCCCUUACCUUGCCUACUGCAUGGGUCAGCCGAGAACCGUAGCAGAAAGGGCUUCACUUUUGUUGUAG
This is a messenger RNA of Symbiodinium necroappetens, 792 nucleotides long. The record is from the annotation of a GenBank genome assembly. NCBI's taxonomy places the organism in Eukaryota, Dinophyceae, Suessiales, Symbiodiniaceae.